UCUCAAUAUAUAAGAAAAGUUGGUGUUCUUUGUAUAUAAAGCUGGUUGCUUUUUAUAGAAUAGGUGCUUUCACAUAGUUUCAUCUACAUAAGUUAGCGAAAAACAUGGGUUUUCCAAUCUUUGGAAAUCAAUAGUGCAUAUGGAUACAUAGAUUACUCCCUGCAGCAGGUUUUGUUGGACCAGUCAUAUAGCGUAUAUUCGCUUCGUCCAGUCUGCAAGUACAGUUGCAUGACUUUGUUAUGAAGCGAAAUAAUGGAUAUUUCUUAGUAUCAUAUGUUAUUAAUUUGCACUGAAGUUGGCUUCUUUGCAUCAUAUUGUCAAAAGAAAGUUCAUUCGCUGGACUGCAGCCAAUGGCCGAAAGUUACUUCGAUUUUCAUUAUGGGGUCCCUGCGUUUGACGCCCUGGACAUGGAAGGUCUGUCGGCACCCGAUGUUCCUCCCGGCUCCUCUACCUCGGACAGUAACUCAUCCACCGAACAGGUAGAAAACAGCCAACCGGCAAACGGAAAUUCCAAAAAUGAGGCGCUCAGUCUCGUAAAAAAUGGACUAAAGUCAAAAAUCCAGAAAAAGUACAUGGAAAGUGGACAGGCACCUUUACAAGUGUCGUUUGAUCCUCCCCCUAAGUAUGAGUUAACAGAGGAGGAAAUGAGAAAGCAAGAGCUGAGGAAGAUAAGAAAUAGAAAAUCCGCCAACUUUAGUCGAGAAAAGAGGAAACAGAAGGAGGAAAGUCUUGUGAAGGAGGUGGAAACUUUGGAAACAGACCAUAAAAAAUUAAAGAGGGAAAUACAACAGCUGGCAGUGCUGAAAGAGAAAAUGGAGAGUACUUUUAAGAGUCAUCUGGUCCGCUGCCAGGAACAGAGACAUAAACUCCAACAACUCCUGGGUUCUGAACAGUUAGGAGAGUUAGAGAGAGACUCGUGUAGAAACCCUCCAUGGCAAACUGUAAACGGGAGAAUUGUAGGUGUUUCCGGCAUGCAGGCUGAAAAUACUCAAACUUUAAGCCCAGAUUCGCCUGUGGAAAUCGAACCUUUCUCUAGACAGACCAGUGAGGGUUUUGAUGCCAAUGUGAUUCAAGAUCUCACGGAGGAUGGGAUUUAAUUCAGGGUGAACACUGUCGUGACCCAAAUCGUCUUUCAAAAAAUUUUAGCUUGGAUUUAUCAAAUAUUGUUUAAUCCCUGUUAAAAAUGUUCUCAGUUUCUGAGAUCCAGUCACCUGAAUUUGUGUUGAGUAAGCCAGGAUGCCUCGUCUUAUGUUUCAUUUGUGAGAGGAUAGAACACCGGUGAUUUUUGAUUUUUUUUUUUUUUUGCGGGUUGCAUUUAUGCAUGAUAAACACUGGACACAGUCAGGAACUGUGUACCAGGUAUAUGAGUGAAGGAGUUCAUGCCAGAGGUGCCAUACAAUUUCUCGGAUUUUAUCUUUUAUUUUAUUUUUUGUGAGACAUUCUUUUCAAAAUACAAUGUAAUUAUAAAAUAUAAAAUAGUGUAACUGAUAUUAUGCCCUUAGGCCUUUUUUAGUCAGCAGUAAUUUCAGAGUCAAGGAAUAAAUACGAAUUGUCUAAAAUUUUAAAUUUUGCUCACGGCCUGUUUUCAAUUGGUUCUUGAACUGAAUCUUUUAUCUCUUCGUUUUGAAUUUGUUGCUUUCGAUAGAUAAUUUUGUAUAUACAUUGAGUAAGUUCCUCUACUACAGUGCAUAUUUUAACUAUUCUCGUUUUUUAAAUACCAUCAAAACAGAGGAAAUUAAUCCAAGCCAAUAUAUUUUGAAAAUUAAUUACCAUUUUAAGAAACAUAGAGGAACCUUUUCAAGAUGUCUUCAAGGGAAUAAAAAUAAGACUGAUAUGGUCAGAAAUAGUAAAGAUAUUGAUAAGAAACUUUUUCCAGGAAUUGAAUAUUUUAUUGAAUAUAUUUUUAAGCACCUUUUUAUUGUUAGUAUCUUUUAUUAUUUAAUAUGUAUACUUU
This is a messenger RNA of Saccostrea echinata, 1954 nucleotides long. RefSeq names its product cyclic AMP-responsive element-binding protein 3-like protein 2. Gene Ontology annotation, cellular component: nucleus. Bases 351 to 1097 code for a protein of 248 amino acids. Gene Ontology annotation, biological process: regulation of transcription by RNA polymerase II. Gene Ontology annotation, molecular function: RNA polymerase II cis-regulatory region sequence-specific DNA binding; DNA-binding transcription factor activity, RNA polymerase II-specific. Lineage: Eukaryota; Metazoa; Mollusca; Bivalvia; Ostreida; Ostreidae. The transcript has 4 exons. The record is from RefSeq and is a predicted model, not a curated record.